Molecule: messenger RNA, 3340 nt
Organism: Habropoda laboriosa
Lineage: Eukaryota; Metazoa; Arthropoda; Insecta; Hymenoptera; Apidae
Gene: AGO2
Product: protein argonaute-2-like
Molecular function (GO): RNA binding; protein binding
Source: RefSeq, a predicted model, not a curated record
GUUGAGUACUGAGAUAUUUGUUGUAAAUUAAACGUACACGGGAUAGAACUUAAUUUGAGCCAACAUUACUUGUUGUCUUAGAUUCGAUAAAACUUCAAGGUAACGGUUAAUAUUCGCAUCGAGUUGAAGUAUUUCUCCCCGGAUAGACGAGUAACGCCAUAAUAAAAUGGGAAAAGGAAAGAAAGGAAAGAAUAAAAGAAAGGAGGAUGACCCAGGAACAUCUAAUCCACAACAGCAACAACAACGACCACCUGCUCCACAACAGCAACAACAACAACAACCACCUGCUCCACAACAGCAGCAACAACAACAACCACCUGCUCCACAACAGCAGCAACAACAACAACAACCACCUGCUCCACAACAGCAGCAGCAACAACAACCACCUGUUCCACAACAGAAAAAGCAAUGGCCUGCUCCACAACAGCAGCAACAACAACAACCACCUGCUCCACAACAGCAGAAACAACAACGACCACCUGCUCCAAAACAACAGCAGCAACAACCACCUGCUCCACAACAAAAAAAGCAAUGGCCUGCUCCACAACAGCAGCAACAACAACAACCACCUGCUCCACAACAGCAGCAACAACAACGACCACCUGCUCCAAAACAACAGAAGCAACAACAACCACCUGCUCCACAACAGAAAAAGCAAUGGCCUGCUCCACAACAGCAGCAACAACAACAACCACCUGCUCCACAACAGAAAAAGCAAUGGCCUGCUCCACAACAGCAGCAACAACAACAACCACCUGCUCCACAACAGCAGCAACAACAACGACCACCUGCUCCACAACAGCAGCAACAACAAUUAUUACCACAGGUAAAACGAAAUGUUUCAAGAUCUGUCUUGCCAGAAGGUUUACAUGAAAUGUACUUGGAACGAAUACCACGGAAAACUAGUGCUACAGGGGGGAAGGAGGGUAGACGAAUUGUUGUGGAAACGAAUAUGCUUAAAUUACUUUUGAACUCUAAUUUUGAAACAGAUAUUGUACAUUAUGACGUAGUUAUUACACCAGACAGGCCAAAGUUUUUAUUAAAAGUCGUUUUUGAAGAAUUUAGGAAGAAGCAUUUUCCAAAAAGGUUCCCAGCAUUUGAUGGCAAGAAGAAUGCAUUUAGUGCAAAAAAUCUUCCUUUUGGUGUUACAAGUACAGAAGAUGAAAUAAAAAUUUAUGAUUCUGAGUUUUGUAGAGAAAGGACUUUCAAAAUUUAUUUAAAUAAAGUUGCAAAUAUCGAUUUAUCGUGGUUGAAAAAUAUAUAUUUUGGCGUUAAUGUUGAAGGAAUAAAAGAACAACAGGGUUUACAAGCAUUGAAUAUUAUUUUACAUCAUGCUGCUUCGCAUCGCUUUGUUUCAGUUGGCAGAUCGCUUUUUCAGCCACCGGUACCAGGUCGUAUUGUAUCCUUAACAAAUGGCUUAGAUUUAUGGUAUGGUGUAUUUAAAUCUGUUGUAAUUGGAUCAAGACCAUAUUUAAAUGUAGAUGUGGCACAUAAGGGAUUUCCUACAGAACAAUCAGUUAUUGAGUUAAUGAAACAAUUAUGUGGAAAUGUUGAAAAUAUAACGCCAAGGGAUUUACAAUAUAAUCAGGAUAAAAUAAGUAAAUUUCUAAAGGGAUUGAAAGUUCAGUACGAAAUACCUGGACAGUCUAUGACUAAAAGAACUUACCGUGUAAACGGAUUAGUCGAGUGCGCAAGAAGGAAUGAAUUCACUUUAGAAGAUCAAACUUCGUGUACAGUUGAACAAUAUUUUAAACAAGCAAAAAAAUAUAAAAUCCAAUAUCCUGACUUACCUUGCCUUUGGGUAGGAUCUCUAAAUAACAAGAUUUAUUUACCUGCAGAGUUAUGUAAAAUUGUAGCUGGGCAAGUGACGCACAAGCAAAUGGAUGAAUCUCAAGUUCGUACACUUAUAAAGCACGCAGCGACUGAUACCAAAAAGCGCAAAGAGAAAAUUAUGAAUGGUUUUGCCAGUAUGGAUUUAAACAAACAACCUAGUUUGACGAAUGAAUUCCAUAUUUCUGUGCAAACUGAUAUGGAGAAAGUUCCAGCAAGAGUUCUUCAGCCUCCUAUGUUACAAUAUAACGACAGACAAGUUAAAGUAUUUAAAGGGGUAUGGAGACCAGAAAAAUUUCUAAGGCCAUCCACGCUACCAGAAGAUUCGUGGACUAUUUUAAAUUUAGAUAGAACCGUGUACGAUACUCAGUUAUAUCAGUUACAUUCUGAAUUACAAGAUAAUGGUCGUCGCCUGAACAUGACAAUAGGCAAUGCUCUAAAGCCAUUUGGGAAUUUAUCUAUACGAGGAAAUAAUAUUAAUAAUGUUAUGAAGUAUUUUCAAGAAAAGAAACAACAAAAUAUACAGUUGGUAAUAGUAGUAAUUGAAGAAAGAGACAAUACGGUAUACGGUUUAAUAAAACAAAUUUCCGAACUCAACAUACCCAAUGGUAUGGUAACUCAAUGUAUAAAAGCCGGCACUAUAAAAAAAAGAUUGAGCGAAUCAACGAUCAUAAAUAUUUUAUUAAAAAUUAAUUCUAAACUCAAUGGUGUUAAUCAUACUUUGGCCUCUACUUAUCGUCCGCGUUGUUUACAAAAGCCAUGCAUGAUACUUGGUGCAGAUGUAACGCAUCCAUCACCCGAUGCUGUAAAUAUACCUUCAAUUGCUGCCGUUGCUGCAAGCCACGAUCCGAAUGCUUUUCAAUAUAACAUUGAAGUGAGACUUCAGUCACCAAGAGAAGAAAUGAUACAAGAUAUGGAAGAAAUUAUGAUGAAACAAUUGGUGUUUUUCUACAAACAAACAAGAUGCAAACCUUGCCAACUAAUUUUUUAUCGGGAUGGUGUAAGCGAAGGGCAGCUUACACAAGUGAUGCAUUUUGAAAUGACUGCGAUAAGAAAAGCUGUGGCACGAUUAUAUAAUGCUGAUGCAGAUAAAGUACCAAUUGCAUAUUUUGUCGUUCAAAAAAGACAUCAUACACGCUUUUUUCCAACUGAUGCGAGGAAUUCCGAUGACAGAUAUUUUAAUGUACAGGCGGGUACAAUAGUUGACACAGAAAUUACACAUCCAACUCACAUAGAUUUUUAUCUCGUAUCUCAUGCUAGUAUUCAGGGUACUGCCAGACCUACAAAAUACAGAUGUAUUUGUAAUGAACUUGGCAUGUCAGAAGAUGAAAUAGAACAGCUAACAUAUUACCUUUGUCAUAUGUUCGCACGCUGCACAAGAUCCGUCAGCUAUCCCGCGCCUACUUAUUACGCUCAUUUAGCUGUAUUGGAUGUAAAUAAUUUAGAAGAGGAGCAACGAAGCAAGUUGACUUUAAGUAUAAAUAAAAUUUCACCGAUGUUUUUCGUAUAA